Molecule: messenger RNA, 1190 nt
Organism: Drosophila takahashii
Lineage: Eukaryota; Metazoa; Arthropoda; Insecta; Diptera; Drosophilidae
Gene: Ttc1
Product: Tetratricopeptide repeat domain 1
Molecular function (GO): protein binding
Source: RefSeq, a predicted model, not a curated record
GUUGUCAUCGGUAGUCACGGUUAUCGUCAGCAUGAGGAGCAAUAUUUGUUGCUGCACAACAAACCGAAAUCUCCAGUAAACCCAUUAGGAUUAAAUUUCCCCCAAGAUGGCAGGCAACGCCAACAGUGACGACGAGUUCCAGGACGCGAUCGGCGAGGAGAUCACCGAGAAGGAGGCCACCAGCACGCGGCUGAGCGAGAAAGAUGUGGACGAGAUCGUGGAGAAGCAGAGCCAGCUGGCUUUGGAUGACGAAGCGGAGGAGGGUGCGGCUGGCGGGCAUUCCAUAGCGACGCCAGCGCCCGUGGACUCGGAGCUGACCAUCGAGGAGCUGCGCGAACGGGAGAAGGAUCUCAGCGCCGAGCAGCUGGCGGCGAACAAGGAGAAGGCCGACAAACUAAAGCUGGAGGGCAACGAGUUGUUCAAGAACGACGAUGCUGAAGGCGCCGCCAAGACUUACACAGAGGCACUGGACAUCUGCCCCUCGGACAGCUCUAAAGAGCGAGCGGUGCUCUACGGAAACAGGGCUGCGGCCAAGAUAAAGCUGGAUGCCAACAAGGCGGCCAUCGACGACUGCACAAAGGCCAUCGAACUGUGGCCAGAGUACGUGAGGGUGCUCCUAAGACGCGCCAAGCUUUACGAGCAGGACGACAAACCCGACGAGGCUCUGGAGGAUUACAAGAAGGUGGCUGAGAUUGAUCCGGGACAGCAGGAGGCUCGCGAGGCACAGAUCCGCCUGCCGCCCAUCAUCAACGAGCGCAACGAGAAGCUCAAGACCGAGAUGAUGUCCAGCCUAAAGGAUCUGGGCAACAUGAUACUCAAACCCUUCGGCCUGUCCACGCAGAAUUUCCAAAUGCAACAGGAUCCCAACACGGGCUCGUAUUCCAUAAACUUUAACCAAAAACCAAGCUAGUUGAAAGAUUUGCAGACGAAGAAAUAAAGCUGUUUACGAGGAUAAUGUAAAAAUAACAGUUUAGCCCUAGCAAGUCGUGACCAAGUCACUGUUUUCGUAAACUUUACACCACCAUCAAUAGAAAAUAUAAGCAUUUUAAUCACAAUCAGGAUACUAAAAUGUUAUAACAAAAGCUGCUUAAAUGUUAUUAUGAUACGCAUGAUGUGAUAUGCAAGUAAUCUAUUAGGUUCCUUCCGCAUUUGACUGUAUUAUUUAAUAAAAAUGUUCUGGAUAAUUAAAA